ACUGAAUAUGCAUCAGUACUUCGUGGAGACUUGCGGAACACAGCCUCGUUUAUUUGUUUUCAAUCAGUUGUUUAAGACUGAAAGCAAUCUUAGCUUUGAGCGUAUUCUGAGUUUAUUUGAAAAAGAUUAUGAGACCAUUCAAAAAGAAAGGUUCCUAGAAUUUUGGUGUAUAAACGGGGACAUCAUUGUUAAUGAGGAGUUUUGGCGUUUUCGUGAGAAUGGAAAAAAAUCUCUAAAUCCUAGCGAGACCGAGACGACAUAUUUUGAUAACCCCCUUGGGACAGAUAUGUGUAUGGAAAAUCAUAAAUUUUGGCAGCAAUACUACGAAACAGUGUACGAAGAGCAAUAUCAGGUGUUCGCCUUUAUUUUUUACGAAUAUUACAAGCAUUUGCACUACUCUUUAGAAGCAAAAGAACCUGAAAUUGAAGAACCCGCAGUAAAUAAUCAAGAUAUUGUCGAUGACUUUGAUCAGCUCGAACUGUUUGGACUUCCUACAGCUUUUGGCAGAGCCGUCACCAAAAAGAAAAAAUAUUUGAACAGGAACGCAAACCUGCACCAGAUUUACAGCGCUUUCUUUUCAGACGACGAAGAAAGCUAUAUAAAUAUGGAUAAUGUAUGUGUCUCGGAAACGCCGGCAGGAAAUCAUAUCAAUCUUGAUGGAAAGGUUAAGGAUAAUAAACCAAUGUAUGACAUUAAAGAAAAGUGUAUAGAAAAGAAAAAGAAAAACAGGAAACUACGCAAUGUACCUACAUUUCUUCUUGAAAACAAAGGCAUGUUAAAAUACUGGAGAAAACGGUUUUCUUUAUUUUCUCGAUAUGAUGACGGGAUACGUUUAGACUGUGAAAGUUGGUUUUCGGUAACACCCGAAAAAAUUGCAGUUCACUUGGCAGAUCGUCUAUCAUGCGAUUUAAUCGUAGAUGCCUUCUGUGGUUGCGGUGGAAAUUCUAUACAAUUCGCACGCACAUGCAAACAUGUUGUAGCAAUCGAUAUAGAUCCAAUAAAAAUAAAUAUGGCGAAACAUAAUGCAAAGAUAUAUGGGGUAACUGAUAAAAUUGAUUUUAUAGUAGGAGAUUUUCUACAAAUAGGACGCAGCGGGCGAUUUCGCAGCGAUGUUGUUUUCUUGAGUCCUCCCUGGGGUGGUCCAAAGUACAAGACAAAAUCAGACUAUGAUAUUGAAAGAUUUUUACAGCCUGCAGGAGCUUCCCAGUUGAUGGAAAUCGCUAAGACAUUUAGUGAAAAUAUUGUUUUUUAUCUACCGCGAAAUGCUUGUAUUAAGCAAGUCGUAAAAUUAGCAGGGGAGGGCAACCGAUGUGAGGUAGAGCAUAAUUAUUUAGACUCGCGGCUUGUGGCUAUUACUGCGAUAUAUGGAGAAAAUAUAUUAAAAUCACCAAUUAUUUAGUAAAGGCUCAAAUAUUCUUAUAAAAAAUAUGUAUUUAAAAUUGUAACCGUUUUCUUCCAUUAAUAAAAAUAAU
Messenger RNA from Rhagoletis pomonella (apple maggot), 1472 nucleotides. It is a transcript of the gene Tgs1, whose product is annotated as trimethylguanosine synthase. NCBI's taxonomy places the organism in Eukaryota, Metazoa, Arthropoda, Insecta, Diptera, Tephritidae. Gene Ontology annotation, cellular component: nucleus. The record is from RefSeq and is a predicted model, not a curated record. The transcript is spliced from 2 exons. The coding region runs from base 8 to 1399 and encodes 463 amino acids. Gene Ontology annotation, molecular function: RNA cap trimethylguanosine synthase activity. Gene Ontology annotation, biological process: 7-methylguanosine cap hypermethylation; 7-methylguanosine RNA capping.